UGGAUAGUUGCUUAUUAAUCUAGGGUUGAAGGCCAUUCCAGCCUGGUCUCUGGUCACCAGGCUAAUGGGCCCGUCAUUGAGGAGGAAGCUACUAGAAGCUGGACUGGAGAGGCAGUUUCCUUUCCACUGACCUUUUACUUUAAAGAAAUCCUAGUAAGGACCAUGCUCCUGCAUCCACCACUCCCUGUGCUUCUCCUGUGUGUGCUGGGCAUGUCUGCAUCAAAGUCACAAACCUGUGAGGAUACCCUCAAGAGUUGCUCUGUGAUAGCCUGUGGCAGAGAUGGGAGAGAUGGACCCAAGGGAGAGAAGGGAGAUCCAGGUCAAGGGCUCAGGGGCUUACAGGGCCCUCCAGGGAAAUUGGGACCUCCAGGAAAUGUAGGAGCCCCUGGAAGUUCAGGACCAAAAGGCCAAAAAGGAGAUCGUGGAGACAGUAAAGCCAUUGAGGCAAAGGUGGCCACUUUGGAGGCAGAGCUAAGAAAUCUGAAAUCAGAACUGGAGCACACCAAGAAGUUGCAUGCCUUCUCAAUGGGCAAAAGGUCUGGGAAGAAGUUAUUUGUGACCAACCACGAGAAGAUGCCCUUUUCCAAAGUGAAAGCUCUGUGCACAGAGCUCCGAGGCACUGUGGCUAUCCCCAGGAAUGCUGAGGAGAACAACGCCAUCCGUGAGGUUGCCAAAGGGGUUGCCUUCAUAGGCAUCACAGAUGAGGUGACUGAAGGCCAAUUCAUGUAUGUGACAGGGGGGAAGCUCACUUACAGCAACUGGAAAAAGGACGAGCCCAAUGACCAUGGCUCUGGGGAAGACUGUGUCAUCAUAGUAGAUGGUGGGGUGUGGAAUGACAUUUCCUGCCAAUCUUCCUUCCUGGCUGUCUGUGAGUUUCCAGCCUGAGGAAGCUAGUGCCACUAUCUUCUCCUUGGUUCCUCUCUGAACUCUCAGUUGCUUCCAAAGAAAAUUAAGUACUGGUUUCCCAA
Molecule: messenger RNA, 968 nt
Organism: Meriones unguiculatus (Mongolian gerbil)
Lineage: Eukaryota; Metazoa; Chordata; Mammalia; Rodentia; Muridae
Product: mannose-binding protein A-like
Exons: 5
Coding region: 163-885 (240 amino acids)
Biological process (GO): surfactant homeostasis; positive regulation of phagocytosis
Cellular component (GO): rough endoplasmic reticulum; multivesicular body
Source: RefSeq, a predicted model, not a curated record